Messenger RNA from Cloeon dipterum, 2249 nucleotides. RefSeq names its product RCC1 and BTB domain-containing protein 1-like. Bases 141 to 1832 code for a protein of 563 amino acids. Gene Ontology annotation, molecular function: protein binding. The record is from RefSeq and is a predicted model, not a curated record. The transcript is spliced from 11 exons. Gene Ontology annotation, cellular component: cytoplasm. Lineage: Eukaryota; Metazoa; Arthropoda; Insecta; Ephemeroptera; Baetidae.
CUUGAUUUUUCUAGAAAGAGUUAGCGUGAACUCGGAACAGUCAGCUCCUCUAAAUGUCUUAAGAUCCCGAAGAUCCUCGUGUGUGCAAGUCAAAUUUUGGAGUCUGCUUUUAAAUCUUGCAUCAUCAUUGCUGUUGUGACAUGGCCACAUCGUCGGGAAAACGGACCAAUCCUGGUUCCAAAGAACGAAAGAUUCGUACAGCAUUCGUAUUUGGUCCAAACGGAGAAAAUACGAUUGUUGUGUUCGAAAAUGAUGAGGUGUUUGGUCUCGGCAAAAAUCAAAACGGGUGUCUGGGAACUGGCGGAACAGAUGAAUUGACGGCGUUCGCGCGCAUUGAAAAAUUGUGUGGCAAAAAGAUUGAACGGUUUGAAUACGGCUCCUUUGACAACAAAUUCAGCAUUUUUGCCAUUUCGGCGAUUGGCAACCUUUUCUCAUGGGGAGAAAACAGCUAUGGCCAACUUGGACUAGGGACGGAAAGUUACACCAGAGUUCCCACCAAAAUUCGGGUGUCUUUGGACUGGAAUGUUGUUCGAGUUGCCUGUGGAAGGUAUCACACACUGGCCCUGACAGUUGAGAGACAGGUGUUUGCCUUUGGUCAAAAUCUGUAUGGCCAACUAGGUCUGGGGUUGUCGGGUGGUCUCGUGACGAAUCCUCAAAAGAUUUGUGGACUACUUCGGGGGAGAGUUGUCACUUCGAUUGCAUGCCAAGCUCUCUCUUCCUUUGCUCUUUUGGCUUCAGGAGAGAUUUUGGCUUGGGGUUCCAACUUGAAUGGAAGGCUGGGUUUGCCUUUGUCUCAAACGGAAACUCCAAAUACUCCUUGCGAAGUCGAGGGCCUGAAUAAGAUUUCCAUUUCACGUGUCGUCUGUGGAGACCAUUUCACACUGGCUUUGUCUAAGGAAGGAGCCAUUUACGCCUGGGGAGGAAACAUGUAUGGCCAGUUAGGAAACGGCUUAGAGUUUGUCAGGACCCCAACCAUUAUUUCUAGCGAGAUGGGUGCAAGGGUGAAAGACAUUGAUGUCUCCCGCUUUGAGGAUCACACGUGUGCAGCAAUAACUGAAAAUGAUCAGGUUUACAUGUGGGGCAGCCAGAGUGGAAUAACCAUCAAGAAACCAAUCCGUACUACCUGCUCGUCUUUGGACAAAGUUUUCUCUGAUGCCUCGUCUUCUGCAGUGUCUUGCCAAUUGAAAGGGAUGAUGAAAGAACAGGAUGCCAGGGAGGACUCAAUCAUUAAGUGCAUCCAGAAAGGGUUUGACAAUCCUGAAACAGCUGAUGUUACAUUCAUUGUCGAGGAAAGGAAAAUCCACGUGCACAAAUUCGUGUUGAUGAUGAAAAGUGUUGUCUUCAAGAAACUAUUCCUAGGAAAUUGGAAGGACAGCUGCGCAAAGGAGCUAAAUAUUGAGCGGUACAGCUACGACUCCUUCUACGCUUUCCUCAAGUUUUUCUACACCGACGAGAUGGAUUGCACACCAGAACUGGCUCCUGAAGUCUUCGCUGCAGCCCAUUUCUAUCGAGUGUCUGGCCUGAUGGAGGAGUGUGAAGAGAUCAUGAAAUCCAAUUUGUCGGUGAAAAAUGCAGCUGCCAUUUACGAGGAGGCAACUUUAUGUGGAGCCAAAGACCUUGAGAAGUUCUGCUUCAAUUAUUGCAAGAGGAAUCUGGUUGAAGCAGUGCACAGUUUCGAGUCUGAUGAGUGCAAAAGGGAAGCCAUCAUGGACGUUUACCGACGUGCGGCCAAUCAAGAUACAAACUGGAAGAACAGUUUGGCUGAACUCUUCAUCCAUGCCGUUGGAACUACAUUCAAUUUGAUUUCUCUCUGCAAAUUUUCUUGCAAAUAAUGUGAGUUAUUAUUUGAGUUCAAGCUUGCUAGAAAGGCAAAAGCAUUGAGUGCUUUUUGUAGUUUAUGGAAUUUCAUUUAAUCAGCAUUUGAGAUUCUUAAAUGAUCCAGGCUGGAAACUGGAAAUCAAAACAAAGUUGAUUCUUUUGAACUAAAGGUUUACUACUGUUUAUUCAACGAAUUUUUCCCACCAAUAUUGUCUGUGAACUGCUUUUUUUAUUUGAGUUGUCUACAUUCCGCUCUGGUAAUGGUUUGUGAGCCACCUGAAGUUUGUAUUAUUUUUGGAUAGAAUUAUGUGAACAUGUUUCACUGCGAUACAUGCAUGAAUUUGAUACUGAAUUAUUUUUUAGAAUGCUACUGCUCUGGUGGCACUCGAGCAAUGUAACGUUUGGAAUAUGAAAUAAAUUGGACUUGAAGU